AUGUGUCCUCUAGCCUCAUCUCGGGGGAGUCCAGUCGUAGUUGCCUCCAAUCGUGUUUCAUCCUCACCUUCUUCGAGUAGGCCUCAAUCAGCUUCAUCGGUGAGGUCUUCAUCCUCAAUAUCCCAUCAUUAUAAUCAAUAUAGAAAUAAUACAAGUAUUCAGAGUGCAGCUGUGAGCCUGAGUAGUGUUCUACCGGGAGGAUCUAUCAUCAAUGGAAUACCAAAGGCCAAUUUCAGUGCUGGCCGAAAGACUGUCCUUAAUGCCACUCAAGAGAAGGACAAACCUCGAAAACGACCCAAUGUUAGCAAUGAAUCAUCGAAAGAAUUGGUCAAUGAAGUAAGAAGGAAAGCAAGAUGUGGCACUCAUUGUAACGAGGAAUCUAAGACUCCACCUCCGCGACUCAUGAGGAAACGGCCACAAUCAGCAAGUGUUUACCAACCCAGAAAUGUUGUUGUUGAUCCCCCAGACACAAGCGGAGUGCACAGAAGGCGAUUAGUUACGCCAACACGAGAGAGAACCACCACAGAAAGUGAUCCCACCUGCGACAAUGCAAAUGAAGACCUAAAUGUCAAGAGUAUUCUCACAUUUGAUCCAUCUUCUCUCUCAAAAGACGACCAGAAAAAGGUGUCAGAUUUUGGUAAAGUUGGAAAAAAGCAGAACUCAUCGAUGGCAUUAAGGUCGUCGUUUGAACAAUCCUCGCUGGUGAAUGUUAAGGUUUGUAUGAUUUUAACAUUGAUUUGUACUUACUUUUCAAAUUGUGCUACCUACAACCCUGUCAUUACUAAUCAACUAUGA
Messenger RNA from Naegleria lovaniensis, 795 nucleotides. RefSeq lists its product as uncharacterized. The transcript has a single exon. The record is from RefSeq and is a predicted model, not a curated record. NCBI's taxonomy places the organism in Eukaryota, Heterolobosea, Eutetramitea, Acrasida, Naegleriidae. Bases 1 to 795 code for a protein of 264 amino acids.